CGCACCAUACGUUCAUUGGCGCGUUAAAGCUUCUUGAUUACGUAAAAGGAAAUUAUUGGCAAAAGGAAAAUAUAAAUAAUCGUCUUCACAUUUUGCUGUGCUGUCGGCUGAAUUUUUUUGAGCUGCGCGCGGUUUUUCACCUACUGGUGAAAAGUGAAACUUGAGGACAUAGGGGAGGAGUAGCCUGCCUUGUCCGUUUCCUAAAAACACAUUUCCCGUCCUGUCGUGACCAUUUACAAUUGGCUGUGGUUCAGAUUUACCUGAUUUAGGCACCGGUAUAUACAAGUCCUCACUGGUUACUGAAGUUAACUGGAUGGAAUCGGAACCACUUCUUGCUGGAAGCAUUAACUACGGCUCCCAACCUAACAACAAUGAUCCCAUCUUCAAGGGAUCAACAACGACGAAACGUCUGUCCUACUCGGUGUCUGCUGAGUCCUGCUGUGUCGAGGGGGAUGACGAGGACCUCUACCUCCAGCAAGCUAUUGUGUUUAUUGAGGAUGCCAUACAGUACCGAUCCAUCAACCAUAGGGUGGACCCAAGUUCGUUACGGUUGUACCGGUGGUACUACUCCAGGAUAUGGCAAUGGGGGCUGGGCCUAACUAUUGCGUUGGUGUUGAUGCUGGCCUUCGUCGAGAGGCCCUCGUCCCUCUCUUACACGUCAGACCCCCGUUUCAGAACUCCCCCUUGGGAGCCCCCCUGUGGCCUGACCGAGGGCAUUGAGAUCGUCUGCCUCAUCAUCUUCACCAUCGACUUCGCCACUAAGAGCUAUUUGAUCGGUUGGGAGGAGUUCAGGAAAUGUCUGUGGUUGAUUUUCUAUAUCGUGGUCAUCUCGGCGUCGAUAAUUGAUUGGACUUUGUCAUUGAGUAUGGAGUGUGAUGAGAGCUUACGAGUUAGGAGACUCAUCCGGCCGUUCUUCCUCCUCCAAAACUCAUCGUUGAUGAAGAAAACAUUAAAGUGCAUCAAGAGAACCCUCCCAGAGAUAGCCAGUGUUUUCCUGCUCCUGGCUCUUCACUUAUGCCUGUUCACCAUGAUUGGCAUGCUGCUCUUUGCUAAAGGAGAGGACCCGGACCGCAAUGGGGAGUGGCAGACCUACUUCAGAGAUCUGCCCACAUCUCUGUCCUCCCUUCUGGUGCUCCUCACCACGGCCAAUAACCCUGAUGUGAUGAUUCCGGCAUAUUCCAUAAACCGUGGAUACUCCAUCUUCUUCAUCCUCUUUAGCGGUUUUGGAACAUAUUUCUUGAUGAAUUUACUGACUGCCAUCAUUUACAACCAGUUUAGAGGAUACUUGCUGAUGUCUAUCCAGGCAUCCAUUCUGAGGCGACGACUGGGCAUAAGAGCUGCCUUCGAGGUCCUGUCUUGUGAAGGGCGUGGCAAGGACGGCUCGCAUUUAGAGAAACAUCUAGAACGCGUGCGGGUGGAUGCGGUGCUACAGAUGAUGGCGAGGGUCCAAAUGAAGUCCUACUGCAGACAUGCCAUCAUCAAGAAAGUGCAGCAGUUCACUGACGGCUAUAUUCAGUGGGACGACUUCCGCAGGCUGUUCGACGAGCUGGACAAGGACCCGGUCAAAGAGCACCCUCCAAAGCCGGAGUACGGAUCCCCGAUUCUCCAGAGGCUCCAGACGGUGUUCAGUCAUCCCUACAUCACCGUGGUGGGCAACGCCGUAGCCCUGGGCAACGUCAUGUGCAUCUGUACCGUACUGAUGCUGGACUCGGAGAAGUCUGUCGGCAUCCGGGACGACUACUACAUGGAAGUCAUCAACUUGUUCUUCACUCUGUACUACCUGCUGGAGAUGAGUCUGAAGAUGUUUGCCUUCGGCUGCAGAGGUUACCUCUCUUACAGAAACAACAUCUUUGACGGCCUUCUAACGAUUUGCCUUCUGAUUGUUCAGAUCAUCAUUUUUGCUACCUACGGAUUUCCACAUCCUAAAUGGAACCCAGCCUCAUAUGGUCUGCUGUCUCUUUGGGAGAUGGUCCGUCUUGUCAACAUGCUCAUCGUUUUUCGCUUCCUCCGCAUAAUCCCCGAUAUCAAGUUGAUGGCCCUUGUAGCAAGUACUUUGGUUGACCUGGUAAAAAACCUCCGGGCUUUUGCUGGAAUACUGGUGGUGGUUUUCUAUGUGUUUGCUGUCUUCGGCAUCUGGCUGUUCCAGGGUGCCAUUUCUGCCCCCGGGAAGAUGAGUGAGGUCUCCAAUUCCAGUAUGGAGAACGUCACCAUCAACUUCACCAUGGAGUGUGGUUCCUACGAGCAGCUUGGCUACUGGCCGAACAACUUUGACGACUUUGCGUCUUCCCUUGUUCUCCUGUACAACGUCAUGGUGGUGAAUAACUGGCAGGUCUUCAUGGAUGCUUACAGCAGAUACACCACAGAGUGGUCCAAGGUCUACUUUGUAUCCUGGUGGCUUACCUCCUCUGUCAUGUGGGUCAACUUGUUUGUUGCUCUCAUCUUGGAGAACUUCAUCUACAAGUGGGACCGGAGUGUCACGUGUCCGGUUGAGGACAUCGAGUGGACCGGUUAUGAGUCCACAGUCCAACUGAUGUUCAGAGAACACAUUCAGGAGCCUACAGAGGAGGAGCUGCUGUCCCAACUACACCAGCACCCUCACCUGAAUCUCACCGGAUGAACCCCCCACACAUCCCUAUACUAUCCACACAGGCUUUUAACACUCCAAACUUAAUGGGGUCUUUAACUGCCAACAUGCCUUGGCUGUUUGAAUGGCAGGGACUCACAAGCACAGAUGGGCCAUAUUGUUCUGGUCCUCUUGAUUCUGAUUAGACACAUCUUGUAUGUUUUGGCAUUCAGACCACUGAACCAGCCUCGGUGCCUUACUUAAAGCGACUUAUUUUGUUUCAUCUUAAUGUUAGUGUUUUACAGUCUGGUCAUUGUAUUCGUUGUGUGGUAUCAGGAAACAAAGCGCACUAAUGUUCUUAAUUAAAUGAUUUAAUGGUGAGUAAAAAGGGAAAAAGACUAGGUUUAAUGAAUUACAUGUACUGAAGGCUGUUUCUGUAACUGUAUGCUUUGCAAUGUAAAUAGGGAAAUGUAUAAAAAAAAAAAAAAAAAUAUGGGGGGAGGAACAUGGAUUGCAUUUUAAGUUUGUCUUAAGCUAAAUGUAAAGCUAAUAUUUGUACAAAAUGAUUAAAUACAUUCAGCAUGGCUGGUAAAAAUUUGCUUAAAUAAAUGUGUUCAAAAUUUUAUUUUAA
Messenger RNA from Esox lucius (northern pike), 3194 nucleotides. RefSeq names its product two pore segment channel 2 (gene tpcn2). Bases 314 to 2617 code for a protein of 767 amino acids. NCBI's taxonomy places the organism in Eukaryota, Metazoa, Chordata, Actinopteri, Esociformes, Esocidae. Gene Ontology annotation, cellular component: lysosomal membrane. The record is from RefSeq and is a predicted model, not a curated record. Gene Ontology annotation, molecular function: monoatomic ion channel activity; voltage-gated channel activity. Gene Ontology annotation, biological process: transmembrane transport; monoatomic ion transport. The transcript is spliced from 25 exons.